GUGUUUUGUUUCGUUUCUGAUGUGAAGGUGGACGGUCGUGUUCGUGCAGCUGUGCAUUACGAAAUCCCCUGCUAACACUCGUUAAUUAUUCGAUAUCAUCCCGUUCACUUCACAGUAUCACAUCAGCAGCCGCACGUCUUACUUGUUUUCAACUAUUUUUAAUUUUACUUCGUAACAAAUGUUUACGAAAUUGUAAUCAGUAUUAAACUAACCAUUAAAAAUUUUGUUAUUUGUUUAAAACGUUACAUUUUUUUUUUUUUUUUUUUUAACUAAUUAAGUUUGUAAAUGUUGUUUAAAUUGUAAGGACUGUGAUUAAUAUGGCGGCAGACAAUCAACAGUUUUGUCUACGCUGGAACAACCACCAAAGCACGUUAAUAAGCGUGUUCGAUACGUUACUCGAGAGCGGCACGCUUGUUGAUUGCACGUUGGCAGCCGAGGGACAAUACCUAAAAGCCCACAAGGUCGUGCUAUCUGCAUGCAGUCCAUAUUUAGAGCUUUUAUUAAGCCAACAUUAUGAGAAGCACCCAAUUGUCAUACUUAAGGAUGUCAAGUUUCAAGAACUCAAAAGUAUGAUGGAUUAUAUGUACAGGGGAGAAGUUAAUAUUUCCCAAGACAAGUUGAGCACGUUCCUGAAAGCUGCAGAAUCCUUGCAGAUCAAAGGUUUGACUGAUGGAGGUGGUACUGAAGAGGGUGCAGCAACGACAGCACCAGCUAAGGCACCUAUUGCCACCCCAGUUAGGAAGCCAGUCCAACAGCAGUCCGUUACACGCGGUCCAUCUGCAUCAGCACAGGGUUUAACGAUAGAAAGGCGACCAGAAAGUCCACAUAUAAGAUCACGUGACGACAGCGCCUCUCCUACACCAAGGAAGCGCAGACGUAAUCUGCGUAGGCCAUCAACAAGUGAUGAUCCUGAUAGUCACAUUGAUACAAGCAAUUCCUGUGAUGUACCGCCCCUUCAGUCCGGAGCCCUGAGCGGCAUCGGUGUUCCUAACAUUCCUGCCACCAUAACCAAGGGUGCCCCGUUGGAUGACGGUGAUCAUGAGACUGAAAACAGCCGCAUCAAUAACCAUGAUGAAGGUGUUGAAGGUGUAGCAGGACCAAAGAUCGAACCAACUGGUGAACUGAUUGAACCUAAGACUGAGUAUUUGGAAGAAAUGAACAACGAGGACAGUAUAGAAGAUUUGACACUUGAUGACGAUGACGAUAUGGACAAUAGUAUGGAUAUGUCAAGAGCUGGUCCAUCACAUGAUAACUCAAACCAAAGUUUUGGUCAGUGGCCUAUAACUGGAAACCAAUCAACAGAUGAAGUGUUCAUGUCUGCUCAAGAAGCAGUUGGAGCCCACAGGGAUACUCAAGUUUUCGCAAUGCCGCAACACCCGGACGAAUACAAUUGCACUUACAGCAGCACGUACGAUCAAAUAACAGUAGGAGCCGAAUCGCGAAUCGUAUGUCCAAAACUUUGCGGCCGCAGCUACAAGCGGAUGGAGCAUCUAAAGCGACACAUAUCGUACGAGUGCGGCGUCGAACCCAAGUACAAGUGUCACGUGUGUCAUCGUAAAUUCGUGUACAACUUCAGUAUGAAGAAGCACAUGGGUCUGGUGCACAAAGAUUUGACGGUCGUCAGACCGUGAUGACGAUUGCCGUCACGCGGCUGUCUGCGAACAAGUUUAGGCUAGGUCAAAUUAGUUACCUAAAAUGACCUAAUCUAAACCGAGUAAUAAGACAUGUCUUUAUCGCUCUUGGAUCAGAUGGAUGAAAAACUUAAGGGUCUGUGUCCAUAAUCGUCACUUUUAAACCGCGAGUCCGAAAAAGGUGACGAGUUGCGAUGUCGCGUAUCUGACGAUUUUAGAAACGUUCUGUGAACACGUAAACUACGUACAGAACGUUUCCAAAGUCUCCGGACCCUUCAAGCUUUCGCUACCCCUCGUGUAAAGGGGUUUACGACAUUUUAAUGUUUUUCUCCCCACGUACUUACGUUGUCUAUGAUUAUGUAGUCGUAAGGAAACCUUACGCUCAUCUACCAUACUCGUAUAUGACGCAUUCUAGGUACAUGUACAUCUACCUCAACAUAAUACGUAGAUACCAUAAAGCUCUUAAUAGACUACAUGAUGUUCAGUGGCAAAUUAAAUUAAUAUUUUUAUUUUUCUUUAAAUUAUCGUCUCGACACUUUUUUUUUUCAUUCACAUAAUCUCAACUGAUAGAUAUUAAACACUGAUAAUUUUUAACACCAUAAAAAAUGUAACAUAUUUAUGUGUAUAAUACAUGUAACAUCGUCACCGUCUAUUGAUAUCUUGUUAUCAGCGAGAUCGAAGUAACGAAACGACUGAAGAAACAUGGAAACAUCACAUUGUUCCUUCUUUUAGUCGCUUCUCUAUUUCAAUCCACGAUGAGUUUUUGUUUAUUGAUAAAGUCAAAACAGAUU
This is a messenger RNA of Sipha flava (yellow sugarcane aphid), 2422 nucleotides long. RefSeq names its product longitudinals lacking protein-like. Bases 318 to 1631 code for a protein of 437 amino acids. Gene Ontology annotation, cellular component: nucleus. Lineage: Eukaryota; Metazoa; Arthropoda; Insecta; Hemiptera; Aphididae. The transcript is spliced from 5 exons. Gene Ontology annotation, biological process: regulation of transcription by RNA polymerase II. Gene Ontology annotation, molecular function: protein binding. The record is from RefSeq and is a predicted model, not a curated record.